This is a messenger RNA of Amphiprion ocellaris (clown anemonefish), 5610 nucleotides long. RefSeq names its product interleukin 21 receptor, tandem duplicate 1 (gene il21r.1). NCBI's taxonomy places the organism in Eukaryota, Metazoa, Chordata, Actinopteri, Pomacentridae. Bases 2817 to 4442 code for a protein of 541 amino acids. Gene Ontology annotation, cellular component: external side of plasma membrane. Gene Ontology annotation, molecular function: cytokine receptor activity; protein binding. Gene Ontology annotation, biological process: cytokine-mediated signaling pathway; immunoglobulin mediated immune response. The transcript is spliced from 9 exons. The record is from RefSeq and is a predicted model, not a curated record.
AUAUUUGAAUUAGUUCUGGAGCUCUACACCAAAUCUUAAAUUGAAUUUAUGGAUUACCAGCUUUAUGCAUGUAUAUUUUACUCAUGGUGCUUUUCAGACUUUGAUACAAGUCAUAGUCAGAUCUGUUGUACUGCUUUUCUUUAACCCUUUAAAUCCCAUGUUGGCGGCGCUGCUCCCAUUUUACAAGUAUUAUAAAAUUACAGUUUUUGCAAAUAUUUAUUAUGGUUCAUAUUUUACAUUUUUGUUGUCUAAUAUUUUGUUUAUAUUCAACUCCAGUUCCAAAUUUAGUAAAAUCCUGAAAAAGCCAAGUCAGUUUUUUGUUUUUCUCCACUUUAUUGUUACAUUGUCUAAACACUUAGUUUAUGUCAGAUAUUGCCAUAUAUUGAAAGUUUAGGUUGUUCUGAAGAAAGGGUAAAAGCAAUCUCUCAUAGUAUGAUUUCUGACUCUUUCACAGCCCAAAUAAAAAAAAAUCCAGGCGGCCUAUAUGGCCCUUGGGUGUUAAACAGUUACUGAAGGGUGAAUCAGUCCACUGUUUACUCCAUGCCUGGCUUGACACCUUCUCCUUUCUUUUAUUUUAAAUGUUUUGAUGCCUCUAUCUAUAAAUGAUUUUGUUUCUUUUGUAGUCAACAUUAUUCAUAGGCUAUAAUGGUGACCAUGAGCUUAUAUUGUUAUAUUGAAUAUCACCUGCUUACGUGGUCCAGAGCACAGCAGGUGCUAAGCUGCUGACAUUUGGCUUUGACUAAUACUGAUACAGUGACAAUGAACUAGAGUUGUCUUCACACCUACAUAGUGGUGUCACUCCCACACAGGCCCAUCCAUUACACAAAAAAAACAUGUUUUUUUUGCAAUAAUAUAGUUUAGAUGAGAAAUUAUUUACACCUGGAUUGUGAUCCGUAUGGUUCAACUCCUAGUGGAGAAUGUAAUCCAACACAAAAUCAUGCAUAAUGACAUUCAGAGCUACUUUAAUAAGUGAGUACUGAGGGGCUCUGCAGCAGGUUUGUGACUCAUAAAGCUUCAGUCACGUUGCACCCUGCUGGAAUCCACUGGAAACCCCUGAUAAAGUGUUAUUGCUAAUGUAUAAUAAGGGUCUUUUGAAAGGUGUGAAAAAAACAUCUCUGGUGCAUAAUUUAGAAUCGUUUCAGUACUGAAACAUGUAUCGGUUGUGUUAUUAGUAAAUGUUAGAAAUGAUAUGAGAAAAGAGGUGCUGUGCAGCAGUUAAUGUAUUUUGUGACCGUUAGUAACACACAAACUACUUGGGGAAGAUUUUAUUUUUAAUGUGUAGCCUUCAGAACCCCAAGCAGUUUUCUGGGUGUUUUUUGCACCUGUCAAAAUUUUGCUCACUGUCAACUAUUUUUUCACUGCGAUACAAAGUCCUACAUCUUUGCAGAAACCGCACCACCAUGGCUAUAUGUAAAGAGGGCUCAAACAUGUCUUCUGUGCAGUACAACAAAGUCAUAAUGCCAUAAAUUGUUAAAAAUGCACUAUGAAUGUCUAAUUUUCAACAUUCAUCAAAUAACCUACUAUUGACAAAUUUCCAAUUCCCAAAAGUGUGAUCAAUACUGGAAAAAAUGAGGGCUCCACCUGCUGUACAUAUUUAACUAUUCACAUUUUUGCUACCUUCAAACUAUUUUCUUGAGUUAUGAUGCAAUUAUUUUGUUAUUCAGUCCCUAAUUUGUUUGCAUCCAUAUCUCCUCUCUGCUCUGUGUAAACACAGACUCCAGUUCAGCUGAAUAUUCACAGAAUUUUUGUCACGUGACUGUUGGUGGCAGCUGAGUUGGUCAUGACUCACCAGUUGCAGCAUGAAGUGUAGGAUUGUUAGUUAUUUUGUUUUUUGUUUUUUUAACAGUAUGUGGUGCAGGCGGUUUAUUUUGGCCAAAUUUAUAAAUGAAGCAUCACAAUUUUAAGCUCAAAACUGAUUAAUAUUCCAGUCACAAAGUAAAAAAUUCAACCAUGCUUUCUGUUUUAACAGUUUCUGGUCAAGAUAAUUUGUAUGAUUUUGAUGAUUAUUUAUUUAUUUAUUUAUUUAUUUAUUUAUUUAUUUUAAGGAAAACGUGCCAAGCAAACCUGCUGGGAGGUUUUGGGGUUGAGAGAGUUAAUUAGUGAGCACUGACAGGAUUUGCAUUAGAAUUACAACUCGUAUUACUUUAGACACAUAACACUCAAAGCCCCUGAUUAACUAUUAUUAUACAUGUGUGAUGGGGGUCUUAAAAGGACAUCUGUGAUGCAGAAUUGAGAGCUGUUUCAGUACUGAAACAUUUAUUGGUUGUGUUUUGAUUAAAUGUUCUAGUGAUAUAAGCUUAUAGGUGCUUUGCCUUAAUGCAUUUUCUGACCGUCAGUAAAACACAAACCGUUUGCAAAGGAUUUGGUUUCUGCUGCUUGACAUACAUCAUCGCUGUUCCUCUCCCAAACUUCAAAUUGAUUAGGUUCUUUUAAAAAAAUCUACUUUUGUCUUCCUUUUUGUUAGAAUUAGGUGACACAAACAUGACAAUUAUUUUGCCCCUGAUAAUUUCCUGUUGACUUUUUUUCACUCCGAGUAUCUGUUGCAUAUUCAUAACUGUAAUGUGGAUGUGGUGGGAAGGCACCACACCAACACCACUCAAAUAGUCUGAAAACCACAUCCUUAGUCACGCAACUGGUGAUGACGCCUUCACUGUGACAGCCUCAGCGCUGUUCCACUCACUUUUCUCACACAGACAUCAGUAGUUUAGUGACUCGGUUUGCUUGUUCACUGAUUAAGUUGGAGUAUUUUAAAAUAAAAAGUUUCAGCUGCUGUUUCCGCCUGUCUGCCCAGCGGCUGAUAACAGUGGGUCGUCCCCAUGGCUUUCAAACCUCUGUUCCUAUUGUUGCUGUGGGGCCUCACUUGUUUUUUUCACAGCGUUGCGUCUUUGUGCAAUGUCACCUGCUCAACAGACUACGAUACGUCAGUGAACUGUUCCUGUUCAGGCUUGAUGCCGACGUAUCCUGUCCUCCUUGAAAUUAGUUGCAAGCGCAAGUUGAUGGAUGCAGUACUUGAGGUUAAUGGCAGCUGUGUUAUCAAUCCGCCUUCCUCCUGGUGUGAAAUGAUACUGGAUACACUUGAUGACGUUACAUCCAUUGGUUCAAUGUGCACUACGACAGUCGGUGAACAAAAUAACCAAGUAAUGACGAACAGUGAGUCAUCCACCUGGGCACUGAGUGAUGUGGUGAAACCUUCACCUCCUUUCAAUGUUCAAGUGGCAAACAUGGAUGAUUUCUACAACAUCACUUGGGACAGCCACAAAAAAAACUUGUAUGAUCUUGCAUACACGGUGCGCAUAAGAGAAAGUAGAGACUUGUUAAAGGAUCCAGUUCUUACCCUUCCAGUGAAUGAGAUGUACUUACCAUUACAACACAAGCGACUGGAACCACAUGUCAGCUAUACCGUGGAUGUUCAGGCCAGAGUGUAUUCUACGGUCUAUCGGGGUCCAUGGAGUGAAUUUAGUCCUUCUGCCGAAUGGAGAACAACAGGAACUGCUGCAGAAGUUGAAGGAAUUGCUCGCUCUUGGUGGUUUGUGUCGCUUCCCAUCACUCUUCUCCUUUGCCUCCUAUUGCUGGGUUAUUUCCAAAAACCGUGUUGGCAAAAAAAGCUUGAGCUGAUUACCUAUGUCCCCAAGCCCAAUGAGUUUUUCAAGCCCCUGUACCACAACUAUGAUGGAAACUUCAAGGAGUGGGUGAAGCCUGUCUUCAGCGAGUACGAUUACCUAAUGAUCAGCUCCAACGCUCAGGUGAUCAGCGAGACCCAGCAUGACGUCCUUCAGUGGAACAACAAGAAGCAAAGCUACACUGAGGACAGCGAGACGAAACAAGUCGGAGGCUCUUUUGUCAAUAUGCUGCAGCCUCCCAGCAACCCGCUGCUGCACCUCCAGGAUGGCGGCAGUUCGCAGGGUACCAGCCACUCCACGGGCCACAUCUCUAUCCAUACUGUCACCCUCUCCGGAGAAGAGUUUGAGGAGGAGGUCUCAUCACAGAGCUCCAUGAACACCCUCAGAAGUUACCAAGAUGGAGAAAGCUUCGGUUCAUUUGAGGAAGACAACAGAGAGAAUGCUGGUUAUGAUUCGGAUGAACCUCAAAUGAACGGGAUGGCUCGACAACAUGAUAUAAUCAGUGACCUGUUGGUGGAAAAUAUAAACUUUGAGCAACAUGCCCAGUUUAAUGAACCAGAGAGGGUAUCGCUGGACUCGUUUGUGUCGAACGAGCAGUCAGAAGACGGCUACCCUCACGUAGACUUGGACACCAUUGACAGUGGUUUUGGAGAGUGCAGCAGCCCCGGCGCCUCAGACUCAAACACAGCAGAGCACAAGGACUCUGAUUUAUUCCAGGAGCACAAAAAUUCAAAUUCAAACUAUGUCAAGCAGUGGAUGAUAUGUAGCACAAUUCAGGAAGACUCCGGCAACUUGGAGAAUGAAGCCCAUGAAAUCCAGUGAUCAUAGUUUCUGAUUUACUGCUACAGUUUGGUUUGUUGUGCUGUGAGAGGUGUAUUUAAAACAUGGACAUAAUAGUUAACAUUUUUACAACAGAUACUUUAAUGAAAGUAGAUUCUAAGUGUCCUGGCAGUGUGUAUUCCAGUGUAUUUGGCCAGUCUUGUAUAUAAUCUAGUUCCUAUUUUUACACAUUUUUAUGAUGACUUGAACUUUUAAGAGACAACAGAGAGAAAGGAAUAUCAUGUGUGAAGACUGGACUCUGACAGCACAAAAAUCAUACAUUUUCCUUAACAGACUCCACAGAAAUGCAACCCCAGAUGAAAAUGUUGCAUAUUGCUUUAAUGUCUACAGCUUCGUUUUGUCACUGUAUGUACACAUUCAAAUUCUCGUGGUCUUGCAUGCUUUAAUGGUUUGAACUGUAGCACGAGCAUGCAUGCUGCCUUAUCAAGAUGUCUGAUAAUGUCUGUUUUCCUUGCACAUGCAUUUCACCAGUAACCACUGUUACCAGUUUUUGUGCAGUGUCAGUAAAAAGUGCAAACUGUUCUAAUCUGUUAAUGUGAGGUGAUUAUUUCACUGGCCUUGACCAGAUUCAUCAGAAGGAACUUGAGAAACCCACCAACUUUGACAACCUAUGCUGUGGCUUUAAGUUAUAUACAGGCUGUCGCUGUCUGUUUUUCAUCAGAUAGAAAUGUUUUACAUGUAUUUUACUCUUGCUGAUGUACGUACACAGCUGAAGAAAACUUGUCUGUGCAGUCAUUUUAGUUUACUGUUUUAGUGGGAAAGAUAGAACCUAAAAACACACACAUUGUCAGAACUAAUGUCAGAGUGUCUGAGGGUGGAUUUUUCCCCUUGAAAUGCCUCCUAAUGACAGCUGUUGUGGGAGGGGAGUGUUUGAGAUAUAUACUUUCCAAGCCCAGUCCAGAAUUUCCGUUCCAGCUAAUAUGCACAGUGUUGUGCAUCCUGUAUGUACAACAAAACAGCUGAACAUCAACAUUGCAGUCCUACAACAUUCUGGCUUAAUAUUUUUAAUCAUAAAGUAAAAUCUAUAUCUGCAUGGAGUCCCAUUUGUAAGUACAGUGACUUGUGUUUUUUUUGCCUCUGUACUGUGUUACAUUGGACUGGAAUCAAACAACGAUCAUGAUAAACUGCGGAGUUUGAGUGUUCAGACUGA